UGUUUCUGUAAGAGAGAAGCAUGCAGUGCCAGUGAGGGUGAGGUGAGUGAAAGGCUGAAUUACUGGAACAGGCUGUAGCGCAAUCACUGUGACUCUAUUGAGUUUAUGAGAAGUGAAGAAAAGCUGCGUGCAAGCUUGAAGGUUACUUCUUGGGCUCCUCUUUAAGACAGUGCUGGAGGGGGGAAGUAUAAGGAAAACAGAAGGAGGGGAGGAAGAUAAGUGUCAAUCUGUUCAAACUUGUUUGGGAAUUUGAGAAGGGCGGGAGGAGGGGACGAGAGAGAAACAGAAAGAAAGAGAGGGAGGAACACUGAGAAUCUUUUUACUUUGUUCAAACCUAUUUUUGCUUAUGUGAACACAUUAAGUAGGACAGAGGCAGGCUGGAUAAUUAAAUCAGAGUUUUCAAUAGAGCAUUUUUCACACUCAACUUUGGUUCUCUCAAUGGGCAAACACUGAUAUGUGGAAUGUCUGUGAGUUGUGCAAUUCCUGCUAGCUUCACUUUGUCAAGAAAGCAAAGGAAAAGUUGGAGAGAGACAGAGAAGCGUCCCCCAAGACACUUCUCAGGUUCUCUAUGUUGCAAUGGAAACCAGUCAAAUUAAUUGGGCCAUCCAAGACACUGUGCAGAUACAGUCCUCUUAAGGUGCACUAGACAGGUUGUCGAUCAAGUGCAAACUGUGACCUGAGUCCUUGAGCUAAUUGGCAAAGGUGACCUGGGUGAAGAAGAGACUCACCGAAAGAUGGACAAAACAAGAGAAAAAGAAAUGGAGCCAGACACGUGUGAUGGGAUUAGGGACAGGGAGAGAUUUCUUGCAACCCGAAGAAGAGAUGGAGAGAUUGACUGGAGAGAAAGAGAGAGGCAGAGAAAUGGAGAUCGAUGUGCAAAUGGAAGCUCAUCAGUGUCAGAGCAGGCUGAGUAUGGAGAUCGAUACAAUGAGAGGAGAAAAGGGGACACUUUUCCAAAGAUGACAAAACCAAACAGAGUGAGAGACAGAAGGAUACCACUUCCAGACUAUGAAAGAGAGCGUCACAUGGGAAGACCGAAGGACAUACUGUAUGAAAAUGAAAGAGAAAAGGAAAGGAGGAGAUACAGAGACAUGGACAUGCGGAGUGAAAGAGAAAUUGCAAGAAACAGGGAGGAGCUGAGGAGAAAUGAAAUGAGAAGGCCUGUAAAGGAGGAGCCAGAUAGACAGAGGGAACGAGACAGGGAGUUUGACUCAGGAAUGAGAGAUAGAAGGAGAGAAAGUUAUCCAGGGGUCAAUGACCUUUCAGGCAUGAGGGAAAGAGAGACAGACAGAGACAGAGAAAGACAUAGACAAAGAGACAGAGAGGGCAGAUAUUAUCCUCGGCUCAUGGAAAGAGAGACGGAGAGCUUUUCAGACAGGGAAAGGAGGACUGAUAGACAGAGAGAGGGAGAGAGAUCUAGGAAAAGAGAUACAAAAAGCGAAGGAGACAGUGAUGGAGACAGGGGUAAGGAAAGGAAGAGAGAAGAAGAUGCUACACAUAGACACAAACUCUACAAGAGUGAAGGAGACGGUGAUGCAGGGCGAAGGGCAGACAGAGUUAGAGAAAGAGAGAGACGUAGAGAGAGAGAAGCCGAAAGAUGGCGAGACAAGGCAGUAAGAGGAAGAGAUUACCGAGAGACGGGUUACCAUGAUCCAAAAGUAGAAAAUUCAGAACGACUCAAAGAGACUGAUAAACCAAGAGAUAGAACGAGAGACUCCAAAGACAAAAGAAUGGACAGAGAUGCUUACUUAUACACAACUGAAAGAGGUAGGUAUAGGGAUGGAGAAAGGAUAAGAGAUAGGGAUAGGUAUUCUGAAAGAGAGAUUGAAGAGAGGGAGAGGCGGAGGAAAGAGUACAACGAGACAGGGAGAAGUAAGAUGGAGAAUAGUGGAGAGCUGAUUUCAGGAAGUGAUAUUGAGAAUGAAAAAAAGAGGACAAUGAGAGCGAACCUUGAGGACAGAGACAGAGAAAACACAUCUGAGAUUGAUAAAGAGAGACUGAAGGAAAGAACAGAGGAAGAGCAGGAAGUAAGGAGUACACCGAGGGAAGAAGAGAAGAGUGAAAGCUUUGCUGCUGAGGAAGCAGUUACAACGAAACCUAAGAACAGGAUAAGGAAAAUGUGGCUGGAACCUCGAAGUGAGAGAAAAGAAUCUUGUUUAAAAGAGGACGGAGAGAGAGAGAGAGAAAGAGAGAGGUACAUCCAAAGAUACAAAGAAAGCAUGACAACAGGAAAUGAAGAAGAGCCUGAGAGAAGGAAACCAAGCAAGAGCAAAUGUCUUGAGGACAAGUAUAGAGAACUUGAAAGGGCUGGAGAGUUCAUGAGGGAUGUGGACGUAGAAAGGGAGGAGAAGAGGAUGGAAGGGGACAUGGCUUAUGAUAAAGAAGCCAUGGAAUCAGAGUGGCAGAUGGAAAGAGAGAAUGUGGCCGAUAACUUAAAAGAAAAUGAUAGAGAUGAACAGAGAAGCAAUAAUAGAUAUGACUACUUGGAGAAUGAGGAAGGAAGUGAGGGAGAAUCGGAAGCAGAGAAGAACAGAAUGAUGUCAGCAGAUGACGGAUUUGUAACAGUCUCCAGUGGAGGGGAUGAUGCGGAGGAAGAGGAUUUUGAAGACUGCAAAGAAUUCUGGGAAGGUGGAGUUCCCAAAGCUAUCUCUGGACACUCAGGAACUACAGAGGACACAGAAAAUGGGGCAAAUGAAGCUCCAAAAGGACCCCUAAGAGUCUUUUGUGUGAUUGGUCAGACCCAUCCCACGUCACAAACCAAUGAGAAUUCAUAUGCACAUCCUACUGUUGAAGAGGCAGCCAAUCAGCAUUCAUGUCAUAACAUGGGCACUCAAGGUGAAAUGAGCAUAAAUGAAGCAUUUGAAAAGGUUGAACACUGUGAACAGGACAUUGAAAGAGCAAUGGCUGACCUCAGUCUUUGUCCUAAUGAGGACAAAGGGGAGGGAGCAGGGAGUAAUGACCAGACAACAGAGGGCGUAACAUCACUGGAAGGCCAAAUGAUUCCUCCCAGUGAGCGAUCAGAACAAGACACCCAACUCUUCCUACCAGAGCCUUCUGAAACUUCAGGGCCAUCCAAGGAUAAUGGUCAUGGGGGAACAGAGACUCAUAGUGAAGAAACAAUACAAAGAGGAGCAAAAGAACCUACCGGAGACCCAGUGGAGCAUUCUGGUUCUGAUGACACAUGGAGCACAUCUGAGGAACGAAAGCGAUGCUCUACUGCUCCUCACCUUAGUUGGGCCAAGAACGUGGUGAGAGAGAUCCUGGGUCCAAAGUCGGUGGACACAGAAAAUGCAAGAGGUAGUGUGACACACAUAGACACGCAAACCAACACACAAACAGAGGGUGAGAGAGAAAUGGACAAAUCAAGGAAAGAGGCAGAAAUAAUAGAGGGAGGAGAAGAACAACAGGGUGGGAUGGAGAGAGAGUUGAAUGAGAACCGUGACUGGCUGGAUCCUAAUUCUAACCAGCACACGGUUUCCUCAGAAGGAGAGGCAGAGGGGAAGGUAGAAGAAGUAUCUAAGAAGAAAGAGAGUAAAGAGGAAGUUGUUCUAAGCUCUAGUAGUUUUCGAGAUUUGGGGAAUGAGGCUCGCACGAGGAGGCGAGGGUUUCGAAAGUCAGCGGAGAAAACCAAAGAAGAGGAAGAGGAUGAGAACGAGGAAGAGGGAGUUGGAAGGGACCGCAGGACGAGAAUAUUCAACAAAUCAGAUGAUAAAGAGGACGAAUUAUGUUUUACCUGGAGUGAAAUGGAUCUAAGGAAACUUGGGAGGACAAGAAAGAGGAAUUCGAAAUUCUUUAACUCUCAGUUGUAUCAGGAAUACAGUGAGGUGGUCCAGAACAGAGAGAUCCUGCUGUCUCAUUCUGAUUCUCUAUCAAUAAGUGCAUCUUCCUCUCCAAAUCAUUCCCCUAAGCUAUCAAGCAGACCUCUCCCGCCUCUCCCUCAGGUCCUCCUACACCCCCACACUCUGUCCAAAACCAACCCCUUUAAAAGUCUUAAUGUGCCUCAGCAAUCUAUAAACAGACCCCCGUCCCCUCGCCUGUCCAUCUCUGCUUCCUCAACCACACUGUGGCAGGAUCUCCCCGGAGUGAGGAAAAGCCCAGAUUUGGAGGAACUUACUGAGGAUGAGAGGCGUCUGCAGGAGGUGAGGUUUGAGGUCGUGACCUCUGAAGCGUCAUGCUGCCGCAGUUUGGACAUCGUAGUGGAGAACUUUGUCAUGUCCAAACAGCUCAACGUUAUCCUGUCUUCACAAGACAAAAACUGGCUGUUUUCCAGGCUAAAUGAUGUUAGAGCCAUCAGUCACAGCUUUCUGUCUCAGCUGGAAGAAGCAGUGGAGAAGGACAUUAUGCGCUUUACCGUCUGUGACAUCAUUAUCAAACUCUGUCCACGAUUCAGAAAUGUGUAUGUGCCAUACCUUACCAACCAAUCAUAUCAGGACAAGACAUAUCAAAGAUUGAUGGACGAGAGUCAUGAAUUCCGUAGAGUUGUGGAAAAGUUGGAGCGUAACCCGGUUUGUCAACGACUGCCUCUACGUUCUUUCCUCAUUUUGCCAUUUCAAAGAAUCACACGCCUCAAAUUGCUUGUGCAGAAUAUUGUAAAGAGAACUGCCCCGAAAACCAAGGAUGAAGCACAGGCCAUUAAGGCCAUGAAACUACUUGAGAAGAUGAUCCAGGACGGUAAUGAAAGUAUCUCUCAAAUGAAGAACAUUGAGUCACUUGUGACCCUCAAUGCCAAAGUUGACUUUGAGUGCAGGACUCUUCCAUUGAUCAGUCAGUCCCGCAGACUGGUACGAGAGGGACCUGUGACUGAACUGAGAGACUUUUCUCUGAAAGACAGGGAAGAAGAGAGAAAUGUUUAUAUGCAUCUUUUCAAUGACUAUCUCCUGGUCUCUUUGCGGAAAGAAGGGGGUAGGUUUACAGUUAUCGAUCAUGCACCUGUGUCAGAGCUGCGGGUUGAGAACUGCAGGUUUAAACUGCAUUCCUUACAAAAAAACCUGUUCCAUCUGCACAUGCCACAAAAGGCCCUGCUCUUGCGGACAGAUACCCAAGCCAAUAAAUUGCGCUGGAUAUCAGCGCUCUCACGUCCUUAUCCUGAGAUUGACUUCAGUGCAGUUCAGGACAUUUCACAAGUGCAGUGCAUCAGAGCAUUUGUUGCCCAGCAACCAGAUGAGCUAAGUUUAGAGAAAGCUGAUGUUCUGUUAGUUCACCAGCAGAGUAGUGAUGGCUGGGUGGAAGGAACUCGUCUGUCAGACAGACAACGUGGUUGGGCCCCUGACUCUCAUCUGGAGACAAUAGUCAGUGACAAAGCAAGAAAGCGCAAUCUGCUGGACACCAUGAAAAUUGCUACAGCUGCAAUGUGAAGCAAUAUGUAUAGCCUUCAAUGUUCUCAGGUGGACUUUUUCAAUUACAAUUUUUUUGUAUUACUUUAAAGCCUUCAAGAACUUUAAGGAUUUGUGUCUCAACUUCAUGGGAAGUUUCUAUUUAUUUUGUGUAUACACUCAAGCUGAUAAGGGUGAUGUGGGUGUGAUGGCCUCACCCAUGUCAGGGUACUACUCCACACCCUGCAAAAGUGUCUGGCAAGAUGCUGAAUUACAGCAACUGAACUUCUUAGAUACCUUAUGGACAUUGACGGACUUUGCAAAUGGCACAAAUGCAUCCAUAUGCAGUACCUGCUCCAAAUGAGUAUCUAUGCAGCUUCCAUAGUGUUGCUAUAAGACUUUCUUAAAAUUUGGAAGUGGGGAGUCAUUCAUGGGCAGAGAUUUGGACUACAGUCUGUUGUCCUCAAUCUGAGCAAGCCGUCUCACUGAGGAACCACGACAGCUGGACAUAAGACAUAAGCUGGAUCUAAGUCGGCGUGUAACGCUGAAUACUGCACCAAAACUACUUGUUCUCUGUUAUUUAUAAACAUCAGAUCCCCUUCAGCGUGGAAUAUAAAUGCUGCCGGACUGCAGCCUGAUGGGAAUACAGUUUGAAGAGUUGUUGGUGUGCUCUAGGACACAAGAUGCAAAAGGACAAAUUAUUAAUAGCUGUGAAAAACAGUGGACUUUAGCAAAGUGCAAAUUUGAUUUAGGAUCAAGAAUUACGGAUGCCUACUUUUUAAGACCAAAAAGUGUACAAUACCCAAGGUUGUCUACAAUGUACAUAAUAUAGGUUUUUAACAUAAAAGCUACAAGUAUUAUUUUUCAUGGAGUAAUUCCAUCUCUGAUUCCUGUUCAAACUGAUUAGCAUAUAACUGUAAUAUGCCUUAAAAAUAAACAGAUAAUUAGUUUCCUGAAAGAACAUUUCAUGGUUUAGCAGAUGGGGUUUUUAGUCUUAUCAAGUGCACUUUGAAGAAUUAUGGGAAGGCCAUUAGGUAGCAAGAGCUUAAGAAAGAAGAAUCGGAAUGAAAGAGUAAAGUGGCACAGGAUUCAGUAGGAAAUCAAAUGCUUUAGUGUGAUUUACAAUACGACGAAUCAAUGAACAUUUCUUUAAUUUAAUUACUUUCUUUAAGUAUGACAAAAAAGACCAAACUAUAUAAACAGCUUCUUGGCUAUAUGGAAAU
Messenger RNA from Sinocyclocheilus rhinocerous, 6535 nucleotides. It is a transcript of the gene arhgef5, whose product is annotated as Rho guanine nucleotide exchange factor (GEF) 5. NCBI's taxonomy places the organism in Eukaryota, Metazoa, Chordata, Actinopteri, Cypriniformes, Cyprinidae. Gene Ontology annotation, biological process: intracellular signal transduction; activation of GTPase activity. Gene Ontology annotation, cellular component: cytoplasm; nucleus. The record is from RefSeq and is a predicted model, not a curated record. Bases 735 to 5354 code for a protein of 1539 amino acids. The transcript has 15 exons. Gene Ontology annotation, molecular function: protein binding; guanyl-nucleotide exchange factor activity.